AUGGCAGUUCCAAGACCGUCAAGCGCCCCUAUUCCCGAGCAGGUCAGCGCUCCCAUUCUGAGAAGAUAUGCUUACACCCCCAGCCUCGAUAGCGCGUACCGAAAAGAAACACCAUUCGUAGUGGACAUGGGAAUAGAAGUCAGCGAAGAUGGACCAAGACAGCGUCGCGGGGCAGCUGUUGAAGUGGAGUCAAGCUCUCAAGAGCCGAACCCCAUAUUGACUCCAAGCUCAAGCAAUGGCGAAGGAGAUGGAGACACGACUGCUGACCUUGCAGCGAAAUUGUCCAGUAUUCAACAACUCCUUGCUAAGUUGCCAUGGCCCCCCUUUUCGAACAGAGCCGACGGCACUCGGGAUGCGUCUAGCAAUGAAGAGUAUUGUGCAAAGGUCAAAUAUGACAAACUUGAGGAGUAUAUGCUUGGUAUACCUCGUCUCGCAGCGCUGCAAGACUCCAACGAUAGCUUUUGCAUGGCUCGCAGAUUCGGGUAUGCAGGGAUGCGGGUAGUUCUACACAAGGCGAUGGUGUUAGACCAGCUGCUAAAGAAAUUACAUCAACUCGAUGUAUCGGAUAAUGCAGAUGAUAGUCUAAGGUACAGAUUGUCAAGUGGGGAAUAUUAUGAGGGACGCCCGGGAUGGGACGCAGCGCAAAACAAGUUGAUGCAAGAAAUAGAGACUAAGCUGACUGGGUACUGGGACUUCUGGCUUAAAUAUGUCGAUGUUAGAGCACUCGCUCAGGUGCCAGAACAUAACCAUCGAAGCGUCCUAAAUUGGCUGGAAACAUAUCAGCCUAUUUACGAAGGUGAAGAGGACUUCUUGUUCGUAAUAGACGACCUUGUCGCUGCAAAACGAGAUGGUGGUGCUACUAAGCAUACAAGUAAGAUCGACGAGCUGAUAGAUGCAAACAUGCACAAAAUCCCGAGAGGUCUGCUCAACCUACUUUUCCGCGAUAAGAAUCAGGACAAAAAAAGCGAGGAUGGUCAAAUCCAUCACCUAACAUCGGCUCGGCUUGUGAUCACCGGAAGAUUCAUCGUAGCCAUCAUCGCUGUCAUCACCAUGCUCAUGCCCAUAUUGUUAAUGUUCCUGCUCGACUUGCGCAAGGUUAUCAUGGCAAGCAUAGUGGCUAGCUUUGUGGUCAUCUUCAUGACGUUGACGAUCCUGGUGGUUGACGUGACGGCAGACAACUUGUUUCUCUGCAUCGCCGGGUAUGAGAUCUUGAAUCCAGCGAAGUAUGGAGAUAAUGCUGACACUAAGGAAUAG
Venustampulla echinocandica is the source of this 1254-nucleotide messenger RNA. RefSeq lists its product as uncharacterized. Lineage: Eukaryota; Fungi; Ascomycota; Leotiomycetes; Helotiales; Pleuroascaceae. The record is from RefSeq and is a predicted model, not a curated record. The transcript is spliced from 5 exons. The coding region runs from base 1 to 1254 and encodes 417 amino acids.